Molecule: messenger RNA, 1541 nt
Organism: Anneissia japonica
Lineage: Eukaryota; Metazoa; Echinodermata; Crinoidea; Comatulida; Comatulidae
Exons: 3
Coding region: 122-697 (191 amino acids)
Biological process (GO): DNA integration
Molecular function (GO): nucleic acid binding
Source: RefSeq, a predicted model, not a curated record
AUCUGAUAAUGAUAGAGAAAAUAGCGAUAAUGAUGAGAAAGAAUUUAUUGAGUCAUUGAUUGAAGAAGGUUAUAGUGUCAAGUCAAUAGCUGAAAAGCUAUGUGUUAGCGAACGCACAGUAAUGCGGAGACUAGAGAGGUAUGGUAUGUCAGCACGAGGAUUUACCGAAAUAGUCAAUGGUGAUCUGGACAACAUCAUUUCUGAAGUACUCACGACUCAUCCAACUUGUGGCGAGGUGAUGCUUAAGGGUUUUUUGAGACAAAGAAGCGUGCACGUUCCAAGACAAGCACUACGAGAUGCAAUGCAUCGCGUGGACGGCGAAGGGGCAUUUUCCCGACGCAGGAGGCGUCUACAAAGAAUAAUUUAUCAUGUUGAGGGGCCAAAUCAUUUAUGGCACAUCGAUGGAAACCAUAAGCUAAUAAGAUGGGGAUUUGUGAUCCAAGGUGAUGUUGAUGGUUUUAGUCGGUUGCCAGUGUUUCUCAAAUGUGCAACAAAUAACAAGGCGUCAACAGUUUUGGAGGCAUUUUAUGGUGCAGUCGAACGUUAUGGUCUCCCCCUUCGUUUGCGUUCAGAUGCUGGUGGAGAGAAUGUUAAAGUAUGGCAGUACAUGAAUGAACACAGAGGUGAGAGAAGUGCAAUAAUAGGCAAAGAGCACUCACAAUCAAAGGAUCGAAAGGCUUUGGCGAGACGUUUUUGAGGGAUGUUUGCACCAUUUCUACCAACUAUUCCAUUACCUAGAGGACGAUGGUAAAUUAGACCCUUUACAGGAGGUACAGUUGUUUGCCCUUCAGUAUGUGUAUACAUCCCGGAUCAACCAGUCGCUCGAAGAAUGGUCAUCGGCAUGGGCUGGUCAUCGUCUUCGUACCGCUAGGAAAACACCGUUCCAGUUGUGGUAUGAUGGCCAAGUGGAGAACCCAGUUGGUAUACCAGAGGUUUGUUCAAUGUUAUUUCAGGAACUCUGAGCUCCGUUCCCAAUUCGUUCCAUCCGGCUCCUGGUGUUUUAGCUGUAGGGCUGAAAUAGGACUACUGUACACUUUACGUCUUUCCGAUCUCAUAAUGGGUCCUGUUGGCAGUACUCUGCGUAUUGUGAAUCUUGUGAAAAUUUUACACAUUUUUCAAACGUAGAAAAUUAUAUAGGUACAGCAGUAGGCAUGCAUAUUGUACUAGAAUGUAGUAAAAGUGGCCCCGCAAAAAUGGCAGCUGAAAAAAGGCCCCACAAAAAUUGGCCCCAGAUGGCAGGUAGGUACACCUACUGUACUUUAUUAUGGAGGAACAUAGUCACACCUACUGCACAUAAGGUAGGGAUAUAAUCUUUGGGUUUUUCUAUUUUUUUAAAAUAAAAAACCUCAUUUGACAUUUUACCUCAGCUUCAAUUUGUUCUUAAUUUUUAAGCAAUUUCAGCCUCAUUGUUCUUAUAAAGUGUGUUUUUAUUUAUUUUUUUUUAAAUGUAACUUAUUCAUCUCCAGAAAAUCAAAAUGACCGUAUUCACACAUACACAUUCCCUAAAUACAAAAGUGAAAUCUUAUGAAGCAUUUAAAAGC